UCACCGCCAUUUUGGAUUAAUUUUUGUCAAAAUAUGUCCCUUGAAGAGCCAAAUACAACUCAAAUACAGCUAGAGAACAUUGGUGUUGAUUAUGCACAGUUUCUUAGCCAAGCCACCAUAGCACAUGUAGCUCAUGUGUCUGAAACUGGAGAAAUUGUUGCAUUUGUAGAACAACAUGGAGACCCCAACCAACAGGAAAACAUAGACCCAAAUCAAAUCACAUUAGCCAACUUUGAUCCACAGCAACUCCAUGUUGAACAUGUGGUGUUUGAACAGUUACCAGAAGGGACCCAGAUUCAAACUUUGGAAUUUUUACCUCCCCUUCAACAACAACAACAACAGCAGCCGAUACAGAUUAUUGAACCAAAAAAGGCAGAGAUCAAACCUCCUGUUGGAAAGGGCCCAUUUCCAUGUGAGUCAUGUGAUAAAAUAUUCCCAAAAUGGAACCAGCUGCAAAGACAUCUAAAGACCCAUGAAGAAGACAAGCCAUUUCGUUGCACACAAUGCAGCAGUUCCUUCAAUAUUGAAGAGAAUCUCAAAUUACAUCAGGCCACCCAUGUGCCACCUGAUGGGGAACCAACCUGUCCAGAAUGUGGCAAGACAUUCUCACGUAUUGCUAGUCUGAAAGCUCACAUUAUGCUGCAUGAAAAAGAGGAAACAUUGAUGUGUACUGAGUGUGGGGACGAAUUUGGUUUGCAGUCUCAACUGAACAAACAUUUACUGGAACACAGACAGGAAGAAUCAGGAAUGAAGUCUUAUCCAUGUAAACAGUGUAAUAUGCAGUUUAAUAAACCAGCUCUUCUAAGAGAACACAUGAAACAGCAUUAUAAAAUUAAAGCCUCAUUGACACACAGACCUUACAAAAGAAAUGUUGAUAGGUCAUCAUUUCAUUACAAAUGUCAGCAUUGUGGAAAAAUGUUCCAGAAACCUAGUCAGUUGGUCAGACACAAUCGUAUCCAUACAGGUGAAAGGCCUUAUAAAUGUACUUUAUGUAACAGAGCAUUUAACCAGAAAGGGGCUCUCCGUAUACACAUGAGUAAACAUACUGGAGACAAACCUUUCAUGUGUGAUUUCUGCCCUCAUGUAUUUGCUCAGAAAGGAAAUCUUAGAGCUCAUAUUAAGAGAGUGCAUACACUGCCUGAAGAUGGACAGGAAUUUCAAACAUUCAGAUGUAGUGAAUGCAGCUGUGUAUUUAAAAAGCUUGGAAGUUUGAAUGCUCAUAUUAGUCGUGAACAUGCAGAACAAACAGAGAUUCCAAUGCCUAAUGAUUCUGGUAAACAAUUGAUAACAGAAGAACAGAACGACAUGGUUAUAAACCAGAUUUUAGGUUUGUCAGAACAACCUGCUGAUCAGGAUGAAUCCAAUCAACACACAACAGAAAAUCAAAUACAAGAGAUUGAUGGACAACAGGUUUCAAAUAGUGAUAUUCUGCAACAAGCCUUAGAAAAUAGUGGUCUUCCUAGUGGUGAAACGGGAACUGGGACAGUAGUGCCGUCAACUUCUGGUACGGAACUGGUACCCGUUGCUCCAAUGCCUAUCUCUGUAUUACAGCAUACACCAAUAACACAAACAGUGACAACCAUGACAUUGCAGGAUUCUGCUACUGGUUCUGUCAAAAAGCAUAUUAUCAGAAAGGUAAAUGGAGUGAGAUGGCAUCAGUGUACUUAUUGUGCGAAGGAAUUCAAGAAACCCAGUGAUCUUGUUCGUCAUAUUCGUAUCCAUACUCAUGAAAAGCCUUAUAAGUGUACCCAGUGCUUCCGAUCAUUUGCUGUGAAAAGUACAUUGACAGCACACAUUAAAACUCACUCUGGAAUCAAAGAUUAUAAAUGUGAUUUAUGUACUAAAAUGUUUUCUACUCAAGGCAGUUUGAAAGUUCAUCUUAGAAUGCAUACUGGUGCUAAGCCAUUUGAUUGUCCUCAAUGUGAAAAGAGUUUCAGGACAUCUGCUCACAGGAAAAGUCACAUAACAUCACAUUUUAGAAAUGGUGAUUUAGAUAAAAGACCUAAAAGAGUAUUUAGGAGAGCAAAUAAACAGGACUUGGUUCCAGAUAUACCACUUCAGGAACCAAUAUUGAUUACUGAUACAGGUCUAAUUCAGCAACCCCCAAGAAAUAAUUUGUUGAAUCAAUACCUUGGAGAAGCUGCCAGUGUUGAUAGACCAUAUAAAUGUGGAUUCUGCUCACGAGGAUAUAAAAAAUCCAGUCAUCUGAAACAGCAUGUUAGGUCUCAUACAGGAGAGAAACCAUACAAAUGUAUUCAGUGUAUGAAGGCGUUUGUUUCCAGCGGUGUACUGAAAGCUCACAUCAGAACACAUACAGGGGUGAAAGCUUACAAGUGCUUAAUCUGUGAUAGCAUGUUUACCACAAACGGAAGUCUAAAACGUCACAUGUCAACACAUAGUGAAGUUAGGCCGUUCAUGUGUCCCUAUUGUCAAAAAACAUUCAAAACAUCGGUCAACUGUAAAAAGCAUAUGAAAACACACAGACAUGAGUUGGCUCUGCAAGCCCUACAGAACGAUGGACAGGAUGUUGAUGGAGAUAGUCAAGAUGCUACAGACAAAGAUCAGGCUGAUCUUGUUGAGGAAAACAAUUUGGCGGACCUUGUCCUUCAACAAACUGACCAAUCCGGUGCCAUUAAUCAGAAUGACGGCCUAGCUCAGACCAGUAUUCAGGAUGCUCUCAAUUCUGCUAGUCUGGAUCAACAAUUCCAGCAAACUCUUAAUCAUCAGAUAUUUGGUCAACCACAAACAUUCAGUCAGAGUUUACUAGGAACAGGACAGCAGAAUUUUGCUCAGUUGAAUCAACAUAUCAAUAAUCAAAUUCAACCUCAAAAUGUCAUGACCUCUCAACUUAACAACCAAAUAACCAAUCAGAUGCCCACAUCUAUGAACAACCAAUUUACUACAUCUCUCAAUGAUACUAUGGUGACACCAAUUACCAGUCAGCAUGGAGGCCAGCUUGAUGCUACCAUUUUUAAUCCAAACAGUUUCCAAAUACAGGGGCAACCACUUCAAGAUCUAAACUCAUUGAACUUUAGCCAAGGAGUUACCUCUUUGACCACUAGUCUACCAAGUACUUCUAUGCAGAAUAUACUGCCUACAAGUGACAUAUCCAUUUUGGAGGCACAGGAAGCAGAAACAGUGGACAAGGAACAGCCAGCAGCACCAACACAGGGGACGGAAUCUUUACAAAAAGAUGAUGAUGACGGAGCUAGACAAUAUCCUUGUACUUUAUGUGAUAAAGCCUAUAAGAAGUCAUCUCAUCUUAAACAGCACAUGAGAUCUCACACAGGAGAGAAACCUUAUUCCUGUUAUCAAUGUAGCAAGAGUUUCAUAUCAGCCAGUGUACUCCGAUCUCAUCAGAGGACUCAUGAUGCAGUCAAACAGUUCCAGUGUAGUUUUUGUAAAGCUGAGUUUACUACCAAUGGUUCAUUGGUCCGCCAUAUGUCUGUCCACGAUCGUCAACGGUCACAGAAAUGUCCUUACUGUGAAGAAUCAUUCAAAUCAUACAAUAUGAUGAAAAGACAUAUGAAAACCCAUAGUGAUGUGAUUGAAGAGGACAUAGCCUUAAACAAACGUCCUAAAUCAUCUGUGAUUAAUUUAGUUUAUGAAGAACAGUCACAAGAAAUUGAUGAAGUUGUCCAAGAAGAAGACCAACUAAAUGUUUCCAAGAAAAUUUUGCAAGAUUCAUCAGACAAAGAAAAAGUUGUCACAGAUAAGGAAGAUGAAAAUGAUGAGGACUCUGAUGCCUAUAAACAUGCUCACCAGUGUAAUCAUUGUAGUAAAAGUUUUAAGAAGCCCAGUGAUUUAGUCAGACACAUCAGGAUACACACUGGUGAAAAGCCCUUCAAAUGUGAUACAUGUGGCAGAGCAUUUACUGUCAAAUCUACACUGGAUAGCCACAUGAGAACUCAUGGCAGUACAACAAAGAAUUACAAAUGUCAUGUGUGUGCAGCCAUGUUUGCUACGAAAGGAAGUUUAAAAGUUCACAUGAGACUACAUACAGGUGCUAAACCAUUUAAAUGUCCACAUUGUGAUCAAAGAUUUAGGACUUCUGGAAAUCGUAAGAGUCACGUGUUACAACAUUUCAAAUCAGAUCCACCUAAAAGGAGAAAGGCAAGGGAACCAGAAGAAUCUGUUCAGAAUGUUGACUAUGUAUCUGCAAAUGAUGUACAAAAUGUGAUGACGAUAAAUCAGAAUAAUCAAAGUCAUGUGAUUCAUUUAGACCAAUCAAUGCUAGGUGGUCAGGGUAUAUUACCUGUACAGUUGACUGUCCCUACAGACACUCCUCUUACAGGACUUUCAGAAAGUGCCCUAGCCACCCAAGUAUUACAAGGUUUAGAAGGUAUACAGUUACAGUUGACUGGAAACCAGGGUGUCCAGAUUACGGGUCUUGACCCUAAUAUAUUCUCCCAGACUGUUCAGAUCGAUGCUAAUUUGUUACAACAGCUUCAGUCCCAAGGGAACAUAAAUAUAACCAUUAAUCCAAACAUACUCACUCAAGCGUUACAAACUGCCGAUCCAAACAUUAUACAGAAUGUUCAGAUACAGCAACAACAGGAAGCUAUUAACCCUAACAUCAUAGUACAACCUAUGUCUGGUAUUACUGACCAGAACAUGAUGGCCACGUCUGGUGCAAGUGUUGUAAUGACUGAUGGAGCACCCAAUGCUUUUGUGGUAUCAGGAGAUGGAACCAUACCCAGUGAUCAGAUAACAGUUACACAGGCAGAUAUAACUGAAGUAGAAGGUAUGGUAGAUAUUGGUCAAGUAGAUGAUGGUAACAAUGAAGAUGACGAUGAUGAUGAUGUGGACCUAGAUGAUAGUCUAGAGGAUAACUUACAUGGGACAGUUGAAGACGAUUCUCUUUUACAACAAACUAUAGACCAUGAUAAUCUGACUCAUGGCAGUCAGUCAGCUAAUAUCAGUCUGCAGGAUGUAUCCCAGGCCGUCAAUCCUGUCACUGGCGAGAAUUAUGAUGAUUCUUCCCGCCAGUAUAAAUGUCAAAUUUGUGAUAAGUCUUUCAAGAGAUCUGGCCAUUUGAAAGAACAUCUGAUGAUACAUCAACCGGACAGUAAACCUAGAUUUAAAUCGCCAGGCAACCACAAAUGUCAACAUUGUAAUAAAGCUUUCCAGAAACCUAGUCAAUUAGAGAGACAUAUACGUAUACAUACAGGUGAGAGACCAUUUGUAUGUGAAAUUUGUUCGAAAUCAUUCAACCAGAAAAAUGCUCUACAGAUCCACAUGAAGAAACAUAGCGGUGAAAAACCACACAGGUGUUCAUAUUGUGAACUAGCAUUUACUCAGAAAGGAAAUCUAAAAACUCACAUAAAACGUGCUCAUCAUAUGGACAUGGUACAUUCUAUGAACAUUCCCAAAUCAUAUGUACCUCCUGCUGGUGCUAAUGUGAAUAUUAAAACAGAAGGGGAGGGUGGUAGUAUUCAUGAGGACGGAAUCAGUUAUGAUGAAAUGGCCGAUUUGAUGAAUGUGAUAUGAGCCAACACAGGUACUCAUUGGAUAAAAGGCUAAUAUUUGAAUGUGUUCAAUCGUUAGUAUUAUUACAGAAAGAGGGAGUUGUAGAAUACUCACGAGGACGGAAUUGGUUAGGAAGAAAUGGCGGGCCUGAUGUAUGUGAUACGAGUCAGCAAAAGUGCUCAUUAUGUGUACCGGUAUGACUUAUAUUUAAAAUUUAAAACUGAACUAUUUUAAACUUGAUGUAAACAAAUUAUAUAUGUGAAUUUUAUAUGAUGAUCUGUGAAUGCAAAUUAUUUUUUAUGUUUAAGUUUUAAAUGUGAUAAUGUGAUAACUUAACACUGACUUCACACUGACUUCACACACUGCCAAAAUGAAAGGAAAUAUCUUUGUUUCUUUAAUUUAUGAAAACUAUUUGUUUAGAAUAGCAGUAAUUUAAGAAUGGAAAAUAACAUAUGUACAAACUCUUUGGUAAUAUCAGAAAUCAUAAAUCCUAAAAAACAGGUGAAAAUAGGAAAAUCCCUUGACAUAUCAUAUAACCUGACUUGACACAGGCAUUUUUCUCUUGAAAGUUGUGGGAUCAUUAGCAUAUUCCUCUGGUAAGUUGUGGGAUCAUUGGCAUAUUCCUCUGGAAAGUUGUGGGAUCAUUGUCAUAUUCCUCUGGAAAGUUGUGGGAUCAUUGGCAUAUUCCUCUGGAGAGUUGUGGGAUCAUUGGCAUAUUCCUCUGUAAAGUUGUGGGAUCAUUGUCAUAUUCCUCAGGAAAGAUGUGGGAUCAUUGGCAUAUUCCUCUGGAAAGUUGUGGGAUCAUUGGCAUAUUCCUCUGGAAAGUUGUGGGAUCAUUGGUAUAUUCCUUUGGAAAAGUUGUGUAAUAGAUCCAAGUUUUAUGUACUGAAUCUUCCCUAUGGUACGACAGUCGAUGUUGCCAUCAAUUGGAUUUUCUGAGAUGAAAGAAAAUUGACAUACACCAAAAGUAUCAAUAGUAUUUUCUAAUUGUAGUGCUGAGCAAAUAAAAUUAUUUGUUUGAUUUACUUGUUUGAUUUUCAAUAAAUGUCAGGAAAUUUACUGAACAAAAUGUAUUUAUUCCUGAAAUUGUAAGAAUAUUGAUAUUUACACUUAUUACAAAGAAAGAAUGUGCUAUAUAUAGAUUUGAUAAAUCUAGUCAUAUUUAGAAUUAAACCAACAAAGGUAUUAAUACUGAAUCUCAUUACCAUCAUCACUGAAGAGAUUAUUUUUUAAUAUUUGUGAAGUCAACAUGUCUGCUAGUAUUUCAUAAUAACAAUGUUUUGAAUAGGAAAGGCUGUGUGAUGUUUUAUGAUUACUUGGUAACCAUUGUCUGUUCAUCAUAAACACUUUGAGCCUCUAAGAAGACAAUGUUACGGUUGAAUGAACUCCUGUUACUUGUCGGAUACCAUCAUAACAUGUGUGAUUGCUAUGACUUUUCUAAUUAGCUGAAACUUAAAAAAAUCUUAAGAAUUGCUAAGUCAGGAUAAUAGGAUAGAAUUGAAUGCAACUUUUGGAGUGUUGUAAUUUAAGUGCCAGUGAGACAACUAAUACUUGGUAGAGCAGUUGUCAAGAAGAUAUUAUAAUUCAUUUGAAUAUAUAUGUUAUAUAUAAUUCUCCAUCAUUUAGUUUUCGUUGAGUCUUUUACUAAUUUAUAGUACAUCUCUCUCGUAAGAACUGAUUGACCAGUUGAAACCAAAUGUAGCAGAAAGGUUCUUUCUAUGCCAAAAUUAAAGAAGUACAUGGAUCUGUUGAACUAUUUCUAGGCUAGACUAGCCAUCAGCACAUCUACUACUAUCAUGCCAAAUAAAGAGUCUACACUGCCAAUAGUUGAAUUCAUUGAAAAUUAAAAUUUUCCUAAACUAAUGCUCAAUGAUCGUGAAUAACAUGAAAAAUUCUUCAACUUUUUUUGAACACCUGAAUUCUGUUUGAAGAUUUAAACAUCUUACCCUGGUGCAACCAAUUUUAAUAUAAAAGUCUUUACCAAAACCAUUUGCAUGUGAAAUCUGUGAUAAAAUGUUUUUAGUCUUCUGUGAAAUUAUGUCUUGGAUAUAUGGUCAUUUUUUUUGGUGGUUACUUGUUGAAAAAUGAAAUUAUUUUUAAAGUGUUAUAUGUUCCAUGACAUUUUUAGUGACUUGGACGUGUAUACAUUUAUUUGAUUUUGUUGUGUUAGUAGAACUUGUUUAAUAUUGAACAAGCAAUUUGAAUUGUAAUAAAAAAUCAUUCUUUGGA
Messenger RNA from Mytilus californianus (California mussel), 7698 nucleotides. Its product is annotated as zinc finger protein 236-like. The record is from RefSeq and is a predicted model, not a curated record. Gene Ontology annotation, biological process: regulation of transcription by RNA polymerase II. Gene Ontology annotation, molecular function: zinc ion binding; RNA polymerase II cis-regulatory region sequence-specific DNA binding; DNA-binding transcription factor activity, RNA polymerase II-specific. Gene Ontology annotation, cellular component: nucleus. Lineage: Eukaryota; Metazoa; Mollusca; Bivalvia; Mytilida; Mytilidae. The coding region runs from base 34 to 5490 and encodes 1818 amino acids. The transcript is spliced from 24 exons.